Pocillopora verrucosa is the source of this 1881-nucleotide messenger RNA. RefSeq names its product transient receptor potential cation channel subfamily A member 1-like. Gene Ontology annotation, biological process: calcium ion import across plasma membrane. Gene Ontology annotation, cellular component: plasma membrane. Lineage: Eukaryota; Metazoa; Cnidaria; Anthozoa; Scleractinia; Pocilloporidae. The record is from RefSeq and is a predicted model, not a curated record. Gene Ontology annotation, molecular function: calcium channel activity.
CAGAGGGAAGGAAUAUCAUGGAAUAGGGCCAUGGAUGAGGUGCGAGUUGAAAAACUGAUCCAAAAGUACAAGGAUGAUGGCGAAUUGGACAGUGAGGAUCCGGCACUCAUGAUGUUAAAACAGUGGCCAAACUCUGAACGGUAUAAAAAUAGCCCUGAAAAGCUUCCAGGCCUUGAAAGGCUGAUAAACCGGUUAUUGGAUAUUCUAUUGGACAGUGAACUGAACUAUGAGAACAAAUACCAGAGAUUCAGAGAUAAAGAAGAUAAAACAAAGAAAACUUUAAUGCACUAUGCAGCUGAACUUGGAUUUUUAGAUGUCACCAAAACUCUUGCAAAGAAAUGUCCAUGGUUAUUAACAGUUGCAACAAAAGCACCCUUGAAAAAAAGAGGAUUAAUACCAGUUGAGAUAGCAUUAGAAGCAGAGAAUGAUGAAGUUACAGCAUACUUGAUUAGACUAAUGUAUCAUGAAAGAGCCCAGAGUUUAUUUUCUUGGCGACCAGAUCAGGACAUUACAAAUCCCCAGCCAUCCUUCUACACUUUCAAGUCCAUUAUUGAAAAUCCCAAAAUGAAGAAAACAGUUGUGGCUGUCCUUGACCAGAUGGUGAAUCCUCAUUGGCCACACCUUCCAAAACGGAAGGAAACAUACAGCAAUGAAGAAGAGAGAAAGGGGGUUGAAGGUGCCUGGAAUUCAAUCACUGAUGAUCCUUUGGACUAUCAAUUUUAUUAUCAUAUCUUGGAUGGUGAUGAGGGAGGGCGGCCUCCUAAGAUUGAGACCUCAGCAGAGAAAAAGGAGAGAGACAAUCCACAUUUUAAUUGGAGGAACAAAUCUUGUUUAGAAGUCAUAGCAAAGAGCAAAAAUAAGGAGGCUUUGCAACAUCCUGUGGUUAGAAUGUUGGUUAAAACAAAAUGGAACAGUUAUGGACACUUGUUUCUGAGCCUUCAAGCAGCUUUGUAUGUCAUCUUCUUGCUGUUCUUGUCAUAUUCUCUGCUUUAUGCCUCCACAAAACUGGACCCUACCCAGUACAGGGGUACAGCAGAUUUACUUCGUGGGAUUUGUGAAGUGUUCACCCUUCUUAUGGUUUUGUUUUACAUGUGUGAAGAAAUCAAUCAAAUGAGAGUAAAUGGCUGUUCAUACUUUAUUGAGUGGAUAACCUUGUUUGACUGGUUAGGCCUGGUGUUGAUCCUGUGUGUAAUACCCUUGCGGUAUAUUGGUAGUAAAUCACAGUGGUUGGUGGCAUCAUCAGCUUUCCUAUUUAACUUCUUGAGGAUAUUAAAGUUUUCUUGCCUGACGAGGACCACAGGGUUAUACACCAAGACCUUGGCUAAGAUUAUUCAGCAAGAUUUAGCCCGCUUUCUGGCUGUUUUUUCCGUGAUUUUUUUUCCUUUCUGCUCUGCCUUGUUUUUAUCUCUCCGUUCUUCUCGUCAAAUCCCAGAUAACAAGGAAUUUAGUGGUUUUCAAAGUGUUUUGUUAAGAGGUUUUCGUGCACUGUCUGAACAACGACCAAUUGCAGAAGAUUACUCUACUUUCAAUUGGCUCUCCAUUCUGUUAAUGCUGGCGUACAUGGGGACAGUGAUUGUGAUUCUUCUCAACAUACUCAUUGCACAGAUGAGCACGACCUACAUUCAAGCUAAGAAAGUUGCUCGUCUGGAGUAUGAUGUGGAUCGUAUUUUACAGCUCACACGCAUGGAAAGAUUUCCUUUUCUGAAUCUGCGUGUAAAGUAUUACAAAAAGGGAGGCUGGAUUAGCGAAAAGAAACUAGCAGAAGAACUUCUAGAAUUUAGUGAAGAUCGUAGUCCUUGGGAAUCAGUGGAAGAUAAGCUCUACGCGAUCAGGGAUAAGAUGAGGAAAAUGAUCAAACAGAUGAGGCAACAAAGAGAGUAA